UUUAUGAAGGUACUAGCUGGUGCAGUGCUGGCAAUAACGUGAGCGAGAUGUAUUGUCGAGUGCUCGAGAAUGCGUGUGCACUCUUAGGAUUUGUUUAUUUUUUUAUCAGGGGAAUUGAGAGUGUUGGAGCUGCUGGGAAACCCAUUUGGAAUGCUACGUGGACAGAUCAGCUGAAGCGUGAUCUAUUUCUUCAUUAUGACAAGUACGCUAGGCCAACACAACACUAUAAUGUCACGACAGUUCAGUUUGGAAUGAAAGUUUAUCAUAUUUCUAUAAAUGAGUUAAAAUCUGCAGUGGAUGUACGGGCCUACGUCAAAAUGAUAUGGACCGACGAUAAACUAAAAUGGAACGCCUCGAAUUAUGGAGAGCUGAAUCACCUUCAAGUGGGUAAUCACGAGGUUUGGCAGCCAGACAUAACACUCUUAAACAGCGCAGGAGCUUCAUCGAUCGAACCUUUCAGUGAUGCACCCUGUCACAUUCACCAGACGGGAUUGGUCAUAUGCACACCACCAACACAAUUUCUCGCAAUCUGUGAUCUUGAUUUUCACUUCUGGCCGUACGAUACUCAAACCUGCAGUAUCGAACUCGCCUCCUGGGCGUACUCGGGCAGUCAGAUAGAGUUGAAGUUUCCGAUUCAUGAAAGUGCAGCUGAGAUCAACUUGAUUCAGAAUAGCGAGUGGAAACUCAUCGGAGUGACGAAACUGCGGAAAGUCACGACCUACGAGUGCUGCGUUGAUGAACCUUCUAUUCGUCUUCGGUUCAAUUUCACCUUGAAGAGGAAUUCGACACUUUAUGCGAGUGUUUUCGGCACGCCCACUGUUUUUAUUGUCUUCAUGAAUUUGGCAAUAUUCUGGCUGUCACCGCAGAGCCGAGAGCGACUGAUUCUCUGCAGCCUUCUGGCUCUCAUAAUCUCCUUAUUUCUCUUGUAUUUCACACAUUUUAUACCAUCGUCACCGAGAACCCCUCUGAUAGUGAGCUUCUACGCAGGCUGCCUCCACCAGGUGACGAUAUCCUCGGUGAUUUCGGUUGCAGUAUUAGUUUUGUCUGGAAGACCCUACUGUCGACCCCUCCCUCGAAUUGUUAAGAAAAUCCUCAUGGGACAGAUUGGAAAAUACCUGGGGCUUUGCGAUCUUAUUCAACUUCUACACUCGCAGCGACCAGGUGCCGACGAAGACCGCAGGGGCACAUGCUUCAGUGAGUCAUCCCUCUACCCCUCAACCCCACUAUCAAACGAGCCGGACAACGAGGACAAGGAAAAUAUGAUCGCCUCAUCUUCGAGAACAUCUCAACUCGAGUGGACUCUAGCUGCAACAGCUAUAGACAGAAUUUCAUUCCUAAUUUUCUGUUUUGUGUUUUCAGUGAUGGGCAUCACCUGCAUGUCUUAGAUACUCAAUAUUUUUUAUUUCAUGAUUUAUCUACCGAGAAGCUAUAAAUUGUAAAACAUGUCAAAUACAAUUAAUAGAAUUGAUAAUAUAGAGUAUAUCUUU
Molecule: messenger RNA, 1487 nt
Organism: Diachasma alloeum
Lineage: Eukaryota; Metazoa; Arthropoda; Insecta; Hymenoptera; Braconidae
Product: acetylcholine receptor subunit alpha-like 1
Exons: 9
Coding region: 48-1385 (445 amino acids)
Biological process (GO): chemical synaptic transmission; monoatomic ion transmembrane transport; nervous system process
Cellular component (GO): membrane; neuron projection; synapse
Molecular function (GO): extracellular ligand-gated monoatomic ion channel activity; neurotransmitter receptor activity; transmembrane signaling receptor activity
Source: RefSeq, a predicted model, not a curated record